GUUACCGGAGCCUGUAGUACCCAUGUCGCGCAAGCCCAAUAUUUGUGGAUAAAUAGUAUUUGAAAAUCAAAACAGUGGAAAUGGCUUACCAGUGCCCAGUGCAAAUAGUGAAUGCUUUAUGUUAGUUUGCGCAUUGCUGUGAUGCUCUUUCCGAUAAAUGGUAGACCUGAAGAUCCACGAAUUUAUACAGCUUCAUACUACUUAUUCACUCUUAUUACUUACUAGGGAUAUAAAAUAUGAAUAAGCUUUUUUCCAAACAUCACAUGG
Messenger RNA from Acanthoscelides obtectus, 267 nucleotides. NCBI's taxonomy places the organism in Eukaryota, Metazoa, Arthropoda, Insecta, Coleoptera, Chrysomelidae. The record is from the annotation of a GenBank genome assembly.